UAUAGUGUUAUUUUCUGUUUCUUUAGAUAUAACUGAUAAGCGCAUAAAUAAGACAUAAUAAUUGCUUAAUUGUAUUAUGUAGUUUUGAUAUCAAUGUAAUUCUUGAUUAUAAUCAUUAUUAAAUAAGAAAGGAAAAUAAAUUCAAGAUGGACUUCGAAAGCCCUGAUGUGGAAAAAGACUUUCCUGGAUUGUACGCAUCUGAAACUGGGCGGAAAAGUAACGAAAGUGACUUUAGUGACGGAGCUGACCAUGAAAAGCCAAGUAAAAAAGAUUUACUAGGGAGACGUAAAGAUAAAAAGGAAUCUAAGAAAGAUAGGGGAUAUGCUGCCUUGGAAGGUGAAAGUUCCCCGGAAGAAGACACUGAUACUAAAAGUCCGUCGAAAUCGAAAAAAACGAAAUCAUUCAAGUUUCCUUCUAAAAAUAAAGAGAAGCGCGAAAAAUCACGCGAUAAAGAAAAGACUGUAGAAGAGACCAUCAAACAUAAAGAUUACAACGAAAAAGAAAAGAAAAAGGAGAAAGAAAGAGAAAAGGAGCGCGAAAAGGAGAAAAAAGAAAAAGAAAAACGUGAAAAGUUGAAGGAAAAAGAUAAAGAAAAAGAAGAAAAAGCGAAGUUUAAAUUAGAAUCGAAAGAGAAACUCAAAGAUGAUAAGAAAGAUAAAGUGAAAGAUAAAGAAAAGGAAAAGGUGAAAGAAAAGGAAAAGGAGAAAGUGAAGGAAAAAGAUAAAGACAAGAAGGAUAAAAAGUUAACUAAAGUGCCCUCGACUGUGACUUCAGGAGUGCCAUUCGAAGAGAUUUUUACUUUAGGGGUUGCGCUGCCUAUAUUCGGAGUGCCACUUCAGCAGUCUGUGGAACGUUCCAGAUGUCACGACGAUACACUGCUGCCCUUAGUAGUUCGAGAUAGCAUUGACUUUCUACAGGCGCAUGGUCUGAAAUCGAAUCAGAUCUACCGCGCUGAUCCGGACAAGAUCAAGCUGCAGCAGCUGCGCCGGCUGUUCACAGACCGCGGCCCAACAUUCCCCUACCACUGGGAUGUGCCUGUCGCCUGCGCUAUGCUUAAAACUUUCAUCAGCGAGCUUCCAGAUUCGAUACUCACACAAGAGCUUCACGGCCAGUUCGAGCAAGCGACGGCGAUAGCGGAGCCGCAGCGCGAGGCCAGCAUGGUCGCCCUGGUCGCCAAGCUGCCCGCCUGCAACCACAACCUGCUGGCCUGGCUCAUGCGACACUUCGCUACUGUUGUCGCUAAUGAACAGGUGAAUCAAACGAACAUUCAAACGAUCACAAAUUUCAUGGGCCCAGCGCUCAACAUGUCUCAAAACUUGCUCACAUACCUCGUUGCUAAAGCGGACAAACUCUUCCCUGAUGUCCGCCUGGAAAAAUAUGUACCUCCGUUGUUAUCAAUGCCGGCGGAUUUCCCGGAGUGCGGCGAGGUGAUGAGAUGUGAGCUGCGCAAACAGGAGUCGCUGCUGAGUCAGAUACAUGCGGAGAUGCACGCCGGCUUCAUCACACCAGCGCGCGACCAGCGGCUCUGGGAGGCGCAGAGGAUCGUUACACAGCUCAAGAGGAAACUUCGAUCAGUUCAGAAAUCGGUGGAACCGAACGCGUUACCGCAACAACCUUCAAUUGAGGACAAACCGCCUGAAGAAGAGCCCAUCAAAGAAACACAGACGAACGAAACAGUCACGCAAGCAGACGUAGAAACGAUCAAAACACCUUCCACUGACACUUUUCAAGACAUAAAAGAAUCUCCAAACGUACCUGAUCCUACAUUCCCAGUUGAAUUCGAAGAUAAUUUCAAUUUCCAAACUACUGAAAUCAAAGAAACACCAGAAGAAGAACCACAACCACCAGCGGAACCUGUUAAAGAGAAACCAAAACUAACAGAAAAAGAAUUAAAAGUGUUAAGAUUAGAGUUAGAGAAUGCUGAGUAUCUACAAUUGAAAUCACUUUUACAGGCGAAGAUUAAUUCAGAACAAUUCGAAAUAGUGAAACUAAGAAGUCACGUGGCGAUAAAGAACAAACAAGAAGGUAACGUGCAGACGAAUAAAGAACCUAAAGAGAGUUACACAGCAGAUGAACAAGAGUUAAGACAGAAGCUAAUAAAAGAGAACGCGAUGUUAGAACAGAAGAGACUGAGUUUGGUGAACCAAAUAUUCCAAGAGAGGGUCGCUUGCGUACAACUCAAGAUUGAAUUGGCGAUGAACGAGAUCCUCUCUAAAUCGUAGUUAUAAUAAGAUGUACAAUUU
This is a messenger RNA of Papilio machaon (common yellow swallowtail), 2243 nucleotides long. RefSeq names its product ralA-binding protein 1 (gene Rlip). The coding region runs from base 147 to 2222 and encodes 691 amino acids. Gene Ontology annotation, molecular function: GTPase activator activity; small GTPase binding. Gene Ontology annotation, biological process: small GTPase-mediated signal transduction. The record is from RefSeq and is a predicted model, not a curated record. Lineage: Eukaryota; Metazoa; Arthropoda; Insecta; Lepidoptera; Papilionidae. The transcript is spliced from 10 exons.